This is a messenger RNA of Closterium sp. Yama58-4, 1338 nucleotides long. The record is from the annotation of a GenBank genome assembly. NCBI's taxonomy places the organism in Eukaryota, Viridiplantae, Streptophyta, Zygnematophyceae, Desmidiales, Closteriaceae.
AUGGCACUGGGCACCGGGAGCGACGGAAACGGAGGAGCCAGAGGAGCAGCGAGGCUAGGAGGAAUGCGGGAAAUGUCUAUGAAUAGAGGUGGAAAGGUACGAGACGGGUUGAGCUGUCUAGAUGUGACCGGGAAUGAAGAGGAGGCGGACAAGGAGGACCAACCGCAGUGCAGAAUCUGCCUGGAGAGUGAUGGUCGGGACCUCAUCGCCCCAUGCAGGUGCAAGGGCUCGGCGCGGUUCGUGCACCGGCACUGCCUGGACCAAUGGCGGGCCACCAAGGAGGGAUUCGCCUUCUGCCACUGCUCCACGUGCAAGGCUCGCUUCCAGCUGCGCGUGUGCCUGCCGCCCGACCUGAGAUGCCGCCAUCUCAAAUUCAGAUUUUUUGUUGCGAAGGAUAUUGUGCUCGUAACGCUGCUGGUGCAGAUGGAGGGAUUCGCCUUCUGCCACUGCUCCACGUGCAAGGCUCGCUUCCAGCUGCACGUGUGCCUGCCACCCGACCUGAGAUGCCGCCAUCUCAAAUUCAGAUUCUUUGUCGCGAGGGAUAUUGUGCUCGUAACGCUGCUGGUGCAGAUGGUGAGUUUUUCCUCUGUGCCUCUUUCGAAGCGCCUCCCUCAAAGGGCACUCUCUUGCACCACCCCUUGGCCUGUCCCGUACCAAGAUGAAGUGUCCCCCCUUUUCUACCCUUCUCCCCUCCUCUAUUUCCUUCGAAAUCACCAGCUGAUAAUCUGCUUCGGCUACACUGCCUACGUGGCGGAUUACUAUUGGUUCGACAUGGGGUUUCAGAAAACAUGGGCCAGUCAAAGCCCUGCAACCUUCUACUACAUCUGCGGCGUGCUCUUCUUCCUCGUAUCCGCGGGUCUGCUCGGUGCCAUCAUGACGUGUGUUGAUCGGCGCUUUCGCAGCGACCUUGCAGCUCCCUGCAGGGACCUGGGCGCGUGCUGCUGCGACCCCCUCGUGUGUGGCAGCUGUGACUGCCACGUGGCACCCAUCUGUCUCUACUCAGACUGCUCCGGCUGCUCUUUCUGCUUCUCCGGCUGUAGCGACUGUGCCGCUGCCAUAGGAGGAUGCUCUGGGGAGGCAGGGCUUUUUAUCCUGCUGACAGUUGGCGCGAUCCUAUUGGUUGUGCUAGCUCUGGUGGGGGUGCUUUACUGCUUGCUGGUCUCGACCCUGGUGGUACAGCGGAUAUGGCAGCGGCACUAUCACGUCCUCGCUAAGAGGAUCCUCACUAAGGAAUUUAUUGUGGAGGAUUUGUCUGGAAUGUCUCUCCCUCCUGAUUGGUCGCCACCGCCACUGCUGCCCGAGCACGAAAAGCAGCUUAGGGAUUUGAGGCUACUCUGA